Molecule: messenger RNA, 420 nt
Organism: Trichoderma gamsii
Lineage: Eukaryota; Fungi; Ascomycota; Sordariomycetes; Hypocreales; Hypocreaceae
Product: ubiquitin-conjugating enzyme E2 2
Exons: 4
Coding region: 1-420 (139 amino acids)
Biological process (GO): DNA repair; proteasome-mediated ubiquitin-dependent protein catabolic process; protein polyubiquitination
Cellular component (GO): HULC complex
Molecular function (GO): ubiquitin conjugating enzyme activity
Source: RefSeq, a predicted model, not a curated record
AUGUCAACGGCUGCCCGGCGUCGCUUGAUGCGCGACUUCAAGCGCAUGCAGACCGAUCCUCCUGCUGGGGUGAAUGCCGUAAUUAUAGGCCCGGCGGAUACACCUUUUGAAGAUGGCACAUUUCGACUUGUCAUGCAGUUUGAAGAGCAAUACCCCAACAAGCCUCCCCAGGUCAAAUUCAUCAGCCAAAUGUUCCACCCCAACGUAUACGCCACCGGCGAGCUGUGCUUGGACAUUCUGCAAAACCGAUGGAGUCCGACGUACGAUGUCGCUGCCGUCUUGACUAGCAUCCAGAGUUUACUUAAUGACCCCAACACUGGUUCACCAGCGAACGUCGAGGCCUCGAAUCUCUACAAAGACAACAGAAAGGAGUAUACUAAGCGUGUCCGAGCAACGGUCGAGAGCAGCUGGGAAGACUAA